Messenger RNA from Colletotrichum gloeosporioides, 828 nucleotides. RefSeq names its product NADP-dependent mannitol dehydrogenase. Gene Ontology annotation, cellular component: intracellular anatomical structure. Bases 1 to 828 code for a protein of 275 amino acids. NCBI's taxonomy places the organism in Eukaryota, Fungi, Ascomycota, Sordariomycetes, Glomerellales, Glomerellaceae. The transcript has 3 exons. The record is from RefSeq and is a predicted model, not a curated record. Gene Ontology annotation, molecular function: oxidoreductase activity, acting on NAD(P)H, oxygen as acceptor.
AUGCCACUGUACAAACCACCCAAUCCCUCUGCACAUGUGCUUUCGCAAUUCUCCCUGAAAGGCAAGGUUGCUGCAGUCACUGGCGGCGCCAGAGGCAUCGGCCUGGAGAUUGUCAAAGGUUUAGCUGAGGCCGGCGCCGAUGUUGCGCUUAUCUAUGCAACCAACAAACAGGCCGAAGAGACGGCGAGCCAAAUCGCCAAGGAUACCGGUAUCAAAGUCGUGGCUUACCCGAGCGACGUGCGAUCCCGUGCCUCAAUAGCUGCAACUGUUGACCAGAUCGUCGCUGACUUUGGACGAUUGGAUAUCAUGGUUGCCAAUUCUGGCGUCUGUGCCGAUAUCCCCGGUCUGGAAUAUACUGAGGAGACGUGGAAAGAGAAUAACAGUGUCAAUCUCGACGGUGUCAUGUGGACUGCUCAAGCUGCUGGAAAGAUUUUCAAGCAGCAGGGGCGCGGAAACUUGAUUAUCACAACGUCAGUCAGCGCAACUCUCGUCAACAUCCCCCAGAAGCAGGCUGCGUAUAAUUCUUCCAAGGCGGCAGCUGUGCAUCUGGCAAAGAGCUUGGCUGUCGAAUGGGUGGACUUCGCCCGAGUCAACUGCGUAUCGCCUGGAUUCAUCGAGACUGACAUGUUAUACAUUCAACCGAAAGAGCGUUUCGACAAAUGGAUGGAGAUGAUUCCUGGCAAACGAAUGGCCGACGCAUCGGAACUCAAAGGCUACUUUGCCUAUGUUGCUAACAUGAUGAAGAUUUAUGUGUUCUUGGCCGGUGAUUCGUGCUGUUACAUGACGGGGGCGGAUAUCAUCGUUGAUGGAGGAUAUACUUUGACAUAA